AUGCCAGAGGACUCUCAGUUACCGCCAUAUAAAGUUGUUGUACUAGGCGAAUCUUCUGUAGGCAAAACGUCAUUGGUACAUAGGUUUACCCUUGAUAAGUAUGAUGCGCAUACAUCCAACACUAUUGGCGCAGCAUAUAUAACAAAGAUCUUUUCCUCGCGACGUCAACCAGAACGCAAGAUACGGCUUGAGAUAUGGGAUACUGCAGGUCAAGAACGGUAUCGGUCGCUAACGCCCAUGUAUUACCGGAACGCCAACGCCGCACUAGUAUGCUUCGACUUGAACAAUUUUGAGCAUAGCUUCAAAACGGCAAAGUAUUGGAUAGAGCAACUUGAACUAAACAACGCUUUUGCAGCAAGCAACAAAAUUGAUAUACGAUUUGUAGGAACAAAAGCAGAUCUAGCAACAACACAAAAUCUGCCUUCUCAAGAGGAAGAAAUUAAUCAAUACAUUAAAGAACAGAAAGGUAUCAGGUCAUUUAAUAAAACAAGUUCCAAAGAGAAUAGCGGUGUUUUGGAAUUGUUUGAGGAAAUCGUCGACGAUAUAGAUGAAGCUUACAUUGAAAAGUAUUACAGUGAGCUAAAGGAUUCUCAAAAAGCAGGUGUAGUAAUGAAUACCAGGCGGACCUCAUCAACGUGCUGUUGA
This is a messenger RNA of Lodderomyces oxycetoniae, 645 nucleotides long. RefSeq names its product Rab family GTPase (gene YPT53). The coding region runs from base 1 to 645 and encodes 214 amino acids. Gene Ontology annotation, biological process: retrograde transport, endosome to Golgi; intracellular protein transport; retrograde vesicle-mediated transport, Golgi to endoplasmic reticulum. Gene Ontology annotation, cellular component: Golgi apparatus; endomembrane system. The record is from RefSeq and is a predicted model, not a curated record. NCBI's taxonomy places the organism in Eukaryota, Fungi, Ascomycota, Pichiomycetes, Serinales, Debaryomycetaceae. Gene Ontology annotation, molecular function: GTP binding; GTPase activity. The transcript has a single exon.